Messenger RNA from Lycium barbarum (goji berry), 788 nucleotides. RefSeq names its product protein LEAD-SENSITIVE 1-like. The record is from RefSeq and is a predicted model, not a curated record. Bases 1 to 672 code for a protein of 223 amino acids. NCBI's taxonomy places the organism in Eukaryota, Viridiplantae, Streptophyta, Magnoliopsida, Solanales, Solanaceae. The transcript has 2 exons.
AUGCCAAGACAGUCAGCACUCCGUUGGCUGGACACUUUCGGAAUAUAUAUUGGUGAUGGGAUAGUGAUCCAUUUCUCCCUGGCAGCUGGUCGGGAGAUAGGAACAGGAACAUUCAUCGAUUGUUUCAUCUUCAGCUCAUCUCCCUCUCGUCGCUCUGAAUCCGAAUGUCCAAGAUGUGGUGAUCAUCCAAGGAACGACGACGUCAUCUCUUCAUGCCUGGAAUGCUUCCUCUCUGGUGGUAAACUAUACCGUUUUCGUUAUGGUGCCUCACCAGGACUCUUUGUUGCCCAAGUUCGAGGAACGUGCACUUUUGCCCGUUCUGAUCCCUGCGAGGAUGUCCUCCGCCGUGCUGAAACUCUUCUCAAUAACGGUUUUGGAAACUAUAACCUUUUCAAGAACAAUUGUGAGGAUUUCGCGAUCUACUGCAAGACUGGUUAUCUAUACUUCAGGACAGGUGGCAUAGGGCGCAGUGGUCAGGCAGCGUCAUUCGCUGCAGCAGCUAGUGCACUAGCUUCAGCACCGGUGCGCCUCAUGCCUACUACCAGUCUUGCAGCUGUUGGCUGGGGAAUUUACUGUGCCAACAGGUUUUUUUCUGAUAUCGGAGUUCGCAGGGAUGUGAUGAAAAUACCUGCAGAUAGGCUUGUUUCGCGCAAUCGACUUCUAAAUGUCUGAUCUGAACCUGCAUUACUCAUCAAGAUGGUUUCUUGGGACCAAAUUUUUAAUGUAUCAUUCGUGAGAUGCCACUUAAUUGUCAAACACUUUGCUGUAAUUUUUUCCUCUCUAUUGGC